Molecule: messenger RNA, 40357 nt
Organism: Loxodonta africana (African savanna elephant)
Lineage: Eukaryota; Metazoa; Chordata; Mammalia; Proboscidea; Elephantidae
Gene: ABL2
Product: ABL proto-oncogene 2, non-receptor tyrosine kinase
Exons: 15
Coding region: 24189-27707 (1172 amino acids)
Biological process (GO): regulation of apoptotic process; protein phosphorylation
Molecular function (GO): ATP binding; protein binding; non-membrane spanning protein tyrosine kinase activity
Source: RefSeq, a predicted model, not a curated record
GCUAAUGAUCGAGAGCAUUUUCUCAUGUAUCUGUUAGCCGCCUGAAUAUCUUCUUUAGUGAAGUGCGUGUUCAUAUCCUUUGCCCACUUCUUGAUUGGGUUGUUUGUCUUUUUGUGGUUGAGUUUUGACAGAAUCAUGUAGAUUUUAGAGAUCAGGCGCUGGUCUGAGAUGUCAUAGCUGAAAAUUCUUUCCCAGUCUGUAGGUGGUCUUUUUACUCUUUUGGUGAAGUCUUUAGAUGAGCGUAGGUGGUGGGGGUCCCUGGAUGGUGCAAACAGUUAAGCGCUGGUCUUAUGGAAAGGUUAGUGGUUUGAACCCACUCAGAGGUGCCUUGGAAGAAAGGCCUGGUGAUGUGCUUCUGAAAAGUCAUAGCCAUGAAAACCCUAUGGAACACAGUUCUACUCCGAAACACAUGGGAUCACCAUGAGUUGGAAUCAACUUGUUGGCAGCUGGUUUGAUUUGGUUAAAUAGUUCUCAAGUAAAAUGAGCAUCCAUUACUUAAAUAAAUCAGUAAAAAGUGAGAUACAUAGUGCUAUGAGAGAUAACAACAGGGGAAUUUUACCUAGUCAGGGAGCUUAGUGUUGAUAAUAGUUGAGAUUUGAAGGAUGAGUAAGAAUUAAAUCGGUCAGUGGAUAAGGGUGGAGAGACUGUACCAGAUACACUAUGUGGAUGGAGGAAGCAUGCUAGCAUUUUCAGUGUGGUGAUACAUGAUUGAUAUUAUCUGGUAUUCUUCAGUAGAUUUUUCUUGAUUACUGAUGAUGAUAGGAAGUAGUCAGUUUUUAGUUUUUAUUUGUGAAUCGGAUGUUGAUGCCUUCAAAAAAUUUUUUUAUUCCACAUGUUAUCAGAAAUUAUAUGGUAUGUUAAAAAAUUUUUUUAAUCCCGUCAGUAGUAUCUCACAUUUACUUUUGACUCUUUGAAAGCACACUGCUUAAUAUUCAUGAUUUGAUUUUUGACAUUUAGAUCAGUGAAUUAGUUUGAGUAAUUUCUGAAAUAACUUCUCUUUAAAUUAUGUUAUUAGGAAAUUAUUAGAUAAAUUUCUAAAUUCAUGCUCAUCUUAAGUAACAAAAUUCUUGAAAGAGGUUAUAUUUGAAACACUGGGAACAAUGUUUUAUCAAGAAACAGAUUUGUUUCUGUCUCGCAGUAUACCUCUAUUGAAUUCAGGGUGAAAGAACUUAUAGGAUUUCCAAAAUCAGUGUUAAUUUUGCCUUGGCCAUGGGGGAAAAAAGCUACUUUUUGGGUAGGCUUGUAAGUGCAUUUAUUAAGAUCAAAGACUUGAGAAAGUCAACUUACUAAGGAAAAAAACCAAAACAAAACUGUUCCUCAUCAGUCCACUAGGGGAUACUCCAGUACUUAGGAAGAAAAUCUAGUGAGUAAAAAUAUCUCUCAUAUAGUAAAAUUACUGCUUUCUGUUUGCUUAUAUAUAUUAAAAAAAUAUAUAUAUAUAUAUUUUAGGGCUGGUCUGCUGCUAAUUUGGCAAUAAUAUUUACCUUUAGGAAGAAUUUGCUGCACUUUUUAAGUGCAGAGAUUCACAGUGUGUUUCUUUGGCCAUUUUGUUGGUGUUGCCUCUCACUUCCUUGAGCACUUUGGAAAAACUGGUUAUUAUAUUUUUUCUUUCUUGAUACAGGAAAAUAAUGGUUCUCAUUCAUUUUAUCAGUUGUGUUCUUCCUUGGACGGUCAGAAAAGCUGAUAUUUGGUUUGAGUUUGUUGUAAUUUUCUCCAUUAUAUCAUGUAUGCUGUUCUAAACAUCUAUCUUGGAAGCCUGAAAUAGGACCUUCGAUACAUAAAAAGCAGAGGGUAAUUCAUGCUGCUGUCAAAGGUAUUCAACAGAGUUUAAUAUUAUAUUGGUUUCUUUCUAGUAAUGUAAGUAGAUAAAAUGCAACGUGACUUAAUACUUUAAAGAAAAAUACCUAAAAAGUUGAGUACCAUUUUUAAAAUAGCAAAGUCUCAAGAAAAGAAUUUAUGCCGUUGUAUUUAUUAGGAAAAGAGUAUCAGACUUAAUGUUUCAGGAAACACUUCCUAUUUUACCAAAAUUUUAUUCUUAAUUUAUUUACUUUCCCAAACGCAUUUUUAAAAAAUUUCUUCUGUGUGAUAUGAGUGUACAUUUUUUCUGCAUAGCAUGCGUUUUUUCUUUGCUUGGCAUGCAGAUACUGAAAGGUUAAGUGAAUUGUCAGAUUUAACUCAUCAAUUCACCUAAUUUCUGCUAUUUAUAGGUAAAGCAAAUAGGCAAAACAGUGUGUCAUUAUAACAACACGAUUUGGAAAAUGGAAAGUCAGGCAGUGUGGUACAGGGAUAAGACAAAAAACAAGUGUAUUUGUUCAGUGAAGAUAAAUAAUUCAGGAAUUACUGAAUUUGUUUUAAUUACAGUGGGCGAUAAUUUUAUAGGAUAUUAUAGACGUAACAGUUUUGGGUGGAAGGGUUGCUUUUGACAUUUCGAUACUGAAUUUUUUGAGGUUUAUCUCCAUCUCACUAAUGAAACUGGCCAAGAGCUAGAGAGUGGUUGGGAUAACUAUACCUUUCAGUUGUGCAUCUGGACAGGGAAGACUAAGUAGCAUGGCCAAAAUGCCAGCUGUACGUGUCUGUGGUAGAAUGAGAACCAGGGUAUUCGUAUGGGCCAUUUUUCAUAACUAGUUCUGUAACUACGAGAUGUAGUUAAGUUCUUCCCAGUUAUAUACAAUGACUAAUAAAUAAGUGAAAUUUAACUGGUUCGUAUUUUGUUAUGUUUUAGCUAUAGGGGAAAGGUAAAAUGUCGCAGAGUUAACACUGUUAUUCUUUUAUAAUUUGUUUGCAAUAAAAUAUAUUUUUCGUAAAGAAAGAAAACAUAACAAAAUACAGAUCAUUUAUAGUACUUUUGUUUGGGCCCAAACUGUUAAUUUUUAUAUGGCAGUUCCCAGUUGAUUGUCAGAUUUCCUCCCUAAGUUCCACUGAGGAAGUAAUUGUUUUAUAUUUCAAACAACACUAAAUCAACUUUCUUAGUAAUUUUGGGGGAAAACUUUAUGAUGAUUUUAAUAGAGAUUAUUUAAAUGAUGGGGGAAUGUGUGUAUAUAGUUAAAGUGAUUUCAUACAGAAGGAUUAAGCUUGUUUUCUUAGUUAUCUAGUGCUGUUGUAACAAAAAUACCCCCAACUAGGUGGUUUAAACAAACAGGAAUUUAUUUUCUCACAAUUUAGGAGGCUAGAAGUCUGAAUUCAGGGUGCCAGCUCUAGGGCAAAAUCUUUGUCUCAGCUUCUCUCAUGUUCUUCUUGGUGUUUCUUGGUUCUCACACAGCACCUAUCUUUCCCCCAUUCUUGCUUGCAUGCUUUUGUGCACGAUCUUUGCUUUUAUAUCUCAAAAGUAAUUGGGUCAAAACACACCACAAUGAUGUGUCCUCAUUAACAUAACAAAUAAAACCCUAUCCCCAAAUAGGAUUACAUCCACAGGUAUAAAAACCAGCUGCCACCAAGUCGAUUCUGAUUCAUAGCAACCCUAUAGGAUAGAGUAGAACUGCCCCCAUUGGGUUUCCAAGGAUUUGAACUGCAGACUUUUUUUGGUUAACAGCCGAGAUCUUAACCACUGCAUCACCAGGGUUCCAAAAUGUAUAUUUGAUGCCUGAACAGAGACAGGGGUUAGGAUUAACAACAUGUAUUUUUGGGGGACACAAUUCAACCCAUAACAGUUGUCGUAUUGUCAUAUAACAUCUAAUGAUAUAGAAGAGUUGGAAAAGAUCUAAGUAUACAGCAUUAUCUAUAUUUGAAAAUUAAAAAGUGAAACAGUCUAAUAGCUGGCAGAAAUCAGUGCUUAUUCUUUCUAAUUCUGGUUUUAUGAUUCUCUUCCUUUGUGAUACAAUACACAUAUAAAGUCUUGGGAAGGCCCUUAGAUCUAGUAUUGGUAGGUCUAGCAUAGGAUUUCAUCACUAUCAUUCUGGGUUUUCCUCUUCUGAAAGUGACCUUUUUCAUGUGGCCUUCAUGUCAGUUGAGAGGAGUACUCUUUUUCAAGAGAACUGGGAGUGACUUCCUGCCUUAGUGGGGGACUAACAAAAAACAACAAACACAAAUGGGGGACUAGCUGUGAUUAAACGGGGUCGCCAUGAGUUGAAAUCAACUCUACGGCAGCUGGUUAGUUGUGAUUAGAAUGGAGAGUGGUUAGUUGCUUUUACUUUUCGUUUCUCAGCCCUUUCCCACCCAACCCCAUUCCCAGGGCUAGGUCUUAAAAAAAAAAAAAAAAAAGGUCUUAAGUUCUGCAUAUACUGGAGCAUGUCCUGGAACAUUCUUUGUUAUUGUUAUUUUUGGUGACAUGGUUUCUGAUAGCAAUGUCCUUGACACACAACCCCAUAAUUAGUUAGUAAAGACAUUAUUGUACUUGCUGUUGGAUGACUUUUUCUCUAUGGGAAUGAACUCAUGGAUGUAACACUAACAGCUUCUUAGUGGCAAGGUGAUCGCUAGUUGAGAUCUAAUAUGAUAAAAUAGUAAAGGAACAUUUAAGGAGGGAAUAUUUAGCUUCUUGAGCUCUGAGAAAUUUCCAAAGAAUCACAUUAAAACUCCCAGGACAAAGUGGAAAACUUAUAUUUUUGCCAUUAGUUUUCCACAUUUUGAGAAUGUAGAAUUGAACUGGAAAGUUAAUGUGAUUCACACAUUGUUGUUACUAUAAACAUUUAAAUUUUGUUCAGUUUUGAGAGUUAAUACAUCUAGUUCAAAUUUUAAGAGUUAUACAUUUAAUCUACCUAUCCCUCUCUCUUCAGCCACCCAGUUCUCUCCUGUAAAAACGGCAUGGGUUGGGGACAGAGUCUGACCUUCUCUCUCUUUACAAGGCGAAAGGAGAAUCAAGAUCAACAGCCCAAGGCUGAUUCCUAUGAGGCACAGGUCAGACAUGCCUCCUCUGUCCACCAACUUUACCAAUUCUGACACCAUCUGUCCCUUCCAUGGCACUCUCUACUUCUCUGCUGGGUUCAAUAAUUCAUUGCAGUGGCCAUACAGAACUCACAGACAAUACUCAUGAUUAUAGGGUUUAUUAGGUAAGUAACAGGUUACAAUUCAGGUCCAGGAACGCUCAGGAUAGAAUGCUCAGGACAACCUCUUCCCAGCCAUGCUGGCAGGCACGCCUGUCUGGUCCCUCGGCCUCUGCCCUGCUCGGGCAAGAAUUACAAAGCUCUUUUAGCUCUGCCAAUAAGUCCCAGAUGCACUCUGCCAGCAAGCCUCCCGCCCAAAGGCACUCAGCUUUCUCACUCCAUAGACCAGGAAGCCCACCACGCCAUCUCCUGCUGUCUUUUCUCUGCCACGGCUUCUUUCUUUCUCUGUCUGCUGCUUUCAGGAGUUUUUCAGCACAUGGAUCCCGGGUCCAAAGGACAUGCCCUCAGCUCCUGGCUAUUCUUCCUUGAUGGUGGUAGGAUCCUAUCUCUGCUCUGGAAUUGGCUCUGUUUUAAGGCAAAAUUGACCAGUCGCCUUGGUGGGUCACAAUUACCCUAUUUGCAAUGCCCCGCCCAGUCACCUGGAUGGGAAUUAAAAGACCAUGGUGAGAAAGUCCACACAAAAACUGUCCAUUGUACUGCAUCUUCCCUAGAGGCAAUCAAUAUUCCCAAUUUAAAUAUACUUUAAACAUUUAUUAUUUAAAGCACCUCUUUGGCAUGCAUGAAUAAUUAAAGUUGACAACAUGGUUUUUAGAAUCAGACGCUUUAAAUUUUCAUUUAUUCAACAUUUAUUAUUGAGCACCUAUUAGGUACUUUCUUGGUGCUGGGAAUAAAGUUGUGAAGAAAUUAAAGUCCCUGCCUUCAUGGAGAUUACAUUGUAGUGGGCGGAGAUACACUAAAUAUUUACUUACUAUAUCAUGUGGUGAUGAAUUCUAGGAAGAAAAAUAAAGCUGGGUAAAGGAAUAGAGUGAUGGGGAGGUGCUGUUUCGGAUAGGAUAGUCAGAGAAAGCCUUUGGUUGAGUGAUGCUUGAGGAGAGAGUUGAGUGAUCUGGAGUGAGACUUGCGGGUUUUGGGAGAAAAGCAUUCCAGGGAGAGGAACAUAAGGGCAUAUGGUAUGAUAGAGCACUUUUGCAUGGCCUUUCUUGCCAUGGUCUUAUAACUCCCACCCAAGUGGGAUGGUGCAAAUAAGGUAUAUGGAACCCUAACAAGGGGAUUGGUCAGUUUUGCCAUCCUGCUAGGCUUAAAAGAGAGCCAAUUCCAUAGCAGGGAGAAGAUCCCCCCACCACCAAGGAAGGAGAGCCAAGACCAGAGCAUGUCCUUUGCGUCCAGGAUCCCCUCACUGAGAAGCUCCUGGAACCAGGAGACUGAGAAAGAGAGAGCUGUAACAUUGAAGACAGUGAGAAGUGGUAGCAAAGAAACGGCAGCAGUAGAGACUAUGCAGGGGACUUGGCUAGUCCACUGAAAGCUGAGUAGGGUGCCUCUGGGCACUUAUUGGCAGGGGCUAAAAGAGCUUUGUAACAUUUGCCUGAGCAGGGCAGAGGCUGAGGGGCUAGAGAGAGGCGUGCCUGCGAGCAUGGCUGGAAAGAGGCUGUCCUGAUGAAAGAACUGUAUCCUGAGCGUUCCUGAACCUUAAUUGUAACCUCUUGCUUCUCUAAUUAACCACAUAAUUGUGAAUAUUGUCUUAGAGUUCUGUGUGGCCAUUGCAAUGACUUAUCGAACCCAGCAGAGAAGCAGGAGUGCCGUGGGAGGGACGGGUGGUGUCAGAAUUGAUACAGAUAGGAGAGAGGAGGUAUGUCUGACCUCUGCCUCAUGGAAAUCAGCUUUGGGCUGUUGAUCUUGAUUCUCCUUUCCCGUGGUGAAGUUAGAGAACAGAUGCCUCCACCACACCAUUUUUACAGGGCAAAAUUCUGGAGAUGAGAAUAUAUUUAAAGCUGAGGUAUGUAUCCUUCUGGAAUGGUGGAGAAGACUAGACUGGCUGGAGAAGGAUGACCAAGGAGAAGAAUGGUAGGAGAUGAUACAUAGAAGGGAAAAGAGGAGUGUGUGGGGGUGAAAGGGAGUAGCUGAGGAGCCAGUUAACAUAGGAUUUUAUUCUGAGUCGGGGGUAGGUUUAAAAACCUCACUCUGGCUGCUCUGUGGAGGCAAGAGUGAAAGCAGAGAGACUAGUUAGCCACAGUACAGUAAAACCUGUGAAAGCCGGAACCUGUGUAAGGCAGAAGCUUGUCAGAGAAGGAAAACUCAAAUAUUUUCCACUAAAAGGAGAGAUAGAAAAGGGGUAAGACUGCACACUGUCAAAGGCGGAAAACGUGUGAGAUCCUGAAAAACAAGGCAGUUGAGUUCUGGCUCUCACAGGUUUCACUGUAUAUCAAGACUGUACUAGACACAGUGAGCUUUAUCAAAUUUAGUUAUUCCCCACCCUGCUCCAGCCCCCAGAUUUGACUUACUCUUGAAGAACAAGGGUAGGAAAUAAAAGUGAAUUCAUAAUGAAUAUAUUUUUAAAUGUUAACUUUAGGCAUUGUAGUUAAACUCUAAUGAUUUAAAUUUGUUUGUGUCCCUGAGUAUCACUUGCAUGUUGAAGAAAGAUGGUAAGAUUCUGAAAAGGAACUCUAAUAUAAGUUAUAUUAUAACAUGCAAUUAAUUUUUUUCUCAGGCCUUCUAAAAAAUGCUCUGUUGCAAAGUUUUGAGAAAUUAAAUAUUGGGUGCUACUUUUUCCUCUCCAAUUUGACUAGAUGACAUUUAGAAUUUGAAACUGCUUUGGUUUCUUCAGCAUGUAUCAAAAUGCUAAAGUAUUUUAAAAGGCAAAAUCCAUAGACUUUAAGCAAACAGGGUGGUAGUGAUGAAAAUAAAUGGAAUAUAAAAAUGCCAACAUGUAAAAUUUAAACUUUCAGAAUGGUGGAAUAAUGUGCCUGAAUUUGUGAGCAAACCUGCUAUAUUUGAUAUGGUGGAAAGGAGGUGCAACAUAGGAAAUAACCUGAAAUUUGAGAAUUUCAGAACUCUUAAUAUCUAACUGGGCGAAUAGAGGCAUUUUGAAUAAAAAAUGAAAUCAUGGAUAAGGGAGAUAUGAACACUAAACAUGGUAAAGAUGUAGGAAAUAGAAAAGCAAAAUGGACCUGGUAAAGCACACUAAAAUAUAAAUAGUGUUGGAAGGGGAAGAGAAAUAGAAAAUGAAAGUUAAAGGGAAAGCUCAGCAUAUUGAGAGUUUAAGAAAAUUUUUAAGUAAGAAUUGCCAGAUUCAGAGUUUAGGGAGCACUUUGAAAUGGCUAACAAAGCCAUAUACACACUCAAAAAGAAUACUGACAUGAAUUCUAAAACUAAUAAAUUACAUACUAACAUAGCCAAGAAGGGGAUGGAUAAUUUACUCUUUUUAUAAAUUCAAUGUUGUUGUCUAGAUUUCCUAAAAUAUGAUUUAAAAAGAAGUUAUUAAAAGUUUCAAGUUGAUGAUUUAAAAGGCAAUUAAAAAUUUUUUUAAAUUCUUUACAGGAGGAACUUUAUGCAGAGAGAGCAGAUUUUCAUGUGUGUUCUUAUUAAUACAAGCUUAUUAUACCUUUUGUUUUUUUGUAAAGAAAGACCAGUUUGACUUUGUACGAUGUAUGGCUUGUGGAAUAUUUUAGGACAUUCAUUCCUAUUUUUUUGAGGUACAAAUAAUUGGAAGUAGAUCAUCAUUGUUUUGCUGGUAAGAACCUUUAGGACACCCAGUUUAACAAGUAGCUAAGCAUGUUUUAGUAGCAUUUUAAUUUGCAUACUAGUUUAAAUAAAUUGAAUGGAGAAAUAUCUUUAAAGCUAGUUUUUUUUUUUAUUUUAAAUAACUUUUAUCACUAAAGUCUUAUAGACACUAUAAUUUAGCAAGCCAGUUUCUUACAGAUUUGUAGAAACAGACUUUAUUAAUUUCCAACAAGAGAAUAAUCAUCGUUUCCCAAACUCUGAAGUAAUGAGGUUGUUAAUAUUAUCAAUAAAUGUUGAAAUCUAAAGCAGCCUAUUGGCGUAUAAAUUAAUAUAUAUAAUGAUUCCAGCCAAAGUGAAGAAAAAAAAAUAAAGCUGCUUAUAACUAAAGUGUGUUCUUUGUGAAGAAGUUGCUUUUUCAAGCAAAGUUUGAUGCUAAUCAGAGGCAGACAUACCCAGCUGUAUUGACAGCACCCAACAACAAAUAUAUUUUUGUAAUAUUGUAACACUUAAGAAAGAUGAUUGUGACAUAUAUAUCCUGUUGAUCUUUUCUGUUUGUAAAUUUUCUUCUCAAUUCUCAAUAGAGUAUAAAUAUUUUUUUGUUGAAUCUAGCUAAGUUUCAGUUUCCUCGUUUGUAACAUGAGUAUAAUACUAGUGCUUACCUCUCAGGACUUUAAGAUUCUAUGUAAAGUGCUUGGCACAUAAGGAAUAUUGAGUAAGAACGUAGACUUUCUGAAUUCAAAUUCUAGCUCAAAUGCCACUUACUAGCUUUAUAACCUUGUAAAAAUUAUUUCACCCUUCUUACCUUCUUUGUUCUGUCCUCUUGUGUCUUCCUUUUUUAUAAAAUAUAGCCUGUGUUUGAAUCUGAGUCAUUUUCUCAGCCUGUUUCAUGCUCAUAGAAAUGUGGGGAUCAAAAGAGUUCUUUCCAUUUGGUACUGUCUCUGUUCUUUUUAACCUGGCAAUGUUUCUGCUAGUAGAGUUUUUGUGAGGGGAGAAGUUACAGCGUGUUCAUUUGGUGAUACAAGUGAACCAGUACAGAGAAAGAGAAAUUGAUGAUAUAGAAGAAAUGAGCUGAUAUCAUUGCAUUUGAUAGAAGUUGAGCUAGUGUACGAGAGAAGGUAUUGACUAGAGGUAGCAGUUGUUCAUUUAUUAUAACAAGAAGAAAGGCAGACCAUAUAGGUGCAGAUUCUGAUAUCAUGGGUGGAUAUAGUGCUGGUAAUCCCUGGAAGUUUUCUUCUAAUUGCUUUAAUUUUCUAAGCAAGGUCAUCAGCUGACAGUGAGAAAGGAGGUGGGUACAGAGGUAUUAGAUGCUUGUGAAGAGAGAACAUGUAAUUGUCAUCCAGGGAAGUGGGAGAGUAAAUGAUUAGAAAUUAAAGUGUGAGUAGUAGGCAAUGUUAAGGACCCAUUUGAAGUUACCCUACCCGUUGCCAUCGAGUCAAUUCCAACUCAUAGUGACCCUAUAGGACAGAGUAGAGUUUCCAAGGAGUACUUGUGGAUUUGAACUACAGUCCUUUUGGUUAGCAGCCAUAGCUCUUAACUACUAUGACACCAGGGUUUCCCGUUUGAAGUUAGAGGUCAUGAAUUAAAAGUGAGGCCAGUCAGCUUGGUUGCAUAUUGGGUUUUUUUUCCUAGCUACAUUUAUUUCAGGUGGAGAACAGUCAGAGUUGGAUUUAACCAGCCUUGUGGUUUUGCAAAGUGAGUAUGUCCAAGCAAAAGCAGAGUAAGUACGAGUGGUAAUAAUGGAACUUAAGCUGGGUAAGGAGAGAUGGGAGAAAAAGAUAGUUGAGUCAGUAGAUUAGAGGUCCUGAUGGGGUUGAAUGAUCGUAAGAGUUCAUGUACUAGAAGGGAUGAGCUAGAAUGUUAGAAAAUGGUAUUCAAAAGUGGUUGCAGGUAAUUGAGAUUCUUGCAAGGGUACUUUAGUUUGUGUGACUGAGGUAGGGUUACAUUUAGUUCUUUGAUCUUCACAGCAGCCCUAUGAUGUAGGUAUUGUAAGUAUCAUUACUCAUGUUUUAUAGAUGAGAGAACUGAAGCUUGUAGAGGUUGGGCAAUUUCCCAGUGGUCGCAAAGCAAAUAAGUUGGCUACCUACCUAGGACUCAGACUCUAUUACUUUCAUUCUCAGUACCCAUUCUUUCUACUAUACUACAUCAAUUUUCUGAAAAGUUAGUGACUUGUUAUUUCCCUCUCUUUGAACCUGAAUAGUAAUCUCAGGCCAUGACUUUUGAGACUUAUACAUGUACAAAAUUAUUUUCCUCCUAACUUUGGGAUAAGAGUGAUGUUAGAGGAAUUCAUUGCUACUAUUGUCACCUAACUGAUUUUAAUGAAAACACACAUACACAGUAGGAGGCUUAAUUAUGACCGUUUUGUUUAAAACUCUUUUUUGUAAGGGCGCUUAAGGUGGGUGGGCGACAGGACAUGUAGGAAUGUACUAUUCUUUCAGCAGCAUGCCUGGGCAGACAGCUGUGCUGUUAGAAUGUGUCUGCCCAAACCCAUGUGCAUUCUUUAUGGUGGCAGUGAGCACCAUUGCAAGCCUCUCGGAUAGGGCGGUAACUAUUGGAUGAUUGGAUAAUGUCCAUUUGGGAUAUGAUCCCCCCGUCCCCCAUUAAAUAACCAUCAUCAUGCUUUUUUUUUUUGUAUUCUUACUUAUUUAGCUUCCUUUGGGGGGGGGUGGAGACAGACUUUAAAGCAUUCUUUAAAUGUGAAUGAAGAAUGAAGAAAUUAUAAUUUAAUAUGAUGUGAACUAAUAUUUACCAUCUUUAAUGUUGAUCAGAGUAAAAAAAUGGUAUGCCUAAAUUUCAGGUAACAUUUUAACAUGCUCUAGUUUUAUUUUGUUGGCAUAAUAUUCUGUUUAAAAUAUGAGUACAUGUAGUCCCUCCCUUAAGAUGGGGUUCUGUUCCAGCGACUCGGUUGUAAGUCAGUUCUGAUGUAAGCCAAAUACCUUUUUUUUUUUUUAAGAUUUCAUUAUUAGUGUCUUUAUAAACCUAAUCUUUAUUUGUCUUUGAGGUUUGGAAACAUUACAUAUGAAUAUCUGUGACAUCAGGAAAUUAUGUGCUGCAACACUGUAUGUAGGACACAUUACUAACGAUAAGAUGUACGAAAAAACAGAUGGUCUUAAGUGCAGUUCCUUGUAACUCAAAUAAGUUCUAAUUUGGGGACUACCUAUAGUUCCCUGGGGAUGACCUUUAUCCCCUUUGGCUAGAGAAACUCCCCUCUCCGCUACCACUACUCUGUCUCCUACUAAUACUGGUACUGAAACUUUUUAACCACUAGAAUGGAGUCUGUGAUGACAGAACAAGGUGUAGAGAGGUGGUAGAAUUUAGCAGCUGAUCCUCUCUCAUGUGAUAUUGGUGGAACAUGAGGGCAUACCAACUUCUUUCUUCCUUCCUUCCCCUCUGGAGCCUUCAUGCCAGCUCCUCAGAGAAAAUAUAUAGGAAAACCUGAGUCAGGGUGUGUCUUAGUUAUCUAGUGCUGCUGUAACAGAAAUACCGCAAGUAGAUGGCUUUAACAGAGAAAUUUAUUUCCUCACAGUAAAGUAGGCUAAAAGUCCAAAUUCAGGGCAUCAGCUCCAGGGGAUGGCUUUCUCUCUCUGUUGGCUGUGGAGGACGGUCCUUCUGGUUAAUAUUCCCCUGGACGGGGAGCUUCUCUGUGCAGGAACCUCGGGUCCAAAGGAUGGGCUAUGCUCCCAGCACUGCCUUCUUGGUGGUAUGAGGUCCCCCUGUCUCUGCUCGCUUUUCUCUUUUAUAUCCCAAAAGAAACCAGCACAAGACACAGUCUAAUCCUGUAGAUUGAGUCCUGCCUCAUUAAUACAGCUGCUACUCAUCCCCUCAAGUUAAUAUCAUAGAGGCAGGAUUUACAGCACAUGGGAAAAUCCCAUCAGAUGACAAAAUGGUGGACAGUCACACAAUACCAGGAAUUGGAGCCUAGCCAAAUUGAUACACACAUUUUUGGGGAACGCAAUUCAAUCUAUGACAUUCUACUCUUUGGCCCUCCAAAAAUCACAUCCUUGCAACAUGCAAAACAUAUUCACCCCAUCAUGUCAUAGCAAAAGUCUAAAAUUCCAAGUCCAAAAUUCAAAAAUUCCUCUUCAUCUGUGAAAUCUAGAAUACAAGUUAUCUGCUUCCAAAGGUACAAUGGCAGAACAGGCACAAGCUAGACAUUUCCAUUACAAAUGGGAAAAACUGGAGGGAGAAAAGGGAUAACAGGCACCAAGCAAGUCAGCAGAAAUCAUUAUAUUAGCCCUCAAGGCUUUGAAAAUAAUCCUCUGUUCCCUGAGACCAUUUACACACCGCCUUGCCCUCCAAAAAAAAAAACCCCAAACCCACUGCCAUCGAGUCAAUUCUGACUCAUAGCGACCCUAUAGGACAGAGUAGAACUGCCCCAUAGAGUUUCCAAGGAGCGCCUGUGGAUUCAAACUGCCGACCGCUUGGUUAGCAGCCAUAGCACUUAACCACUACACCACCAGGGUUUCCCCCUGCCCUCCAGGCUCUAGAUAUUGGCUACACUCUCCGGAUUCUGAGUGGAGACCCCUCGGCCCUGGGCUUCAGCUCUGCCUUCCAUGCCAACUGGGACAGCAGCUCUGCUCCCUUGGCUUUACUUAGUCACACCAUUCUAGUCCACCUGAGUGGCGACUCCACCUUUAGAAACACCAGAGGCAAUGGCCUCACUCUUUGAAACCCCAGAGGUCGACAUGAUGCCUUUUGAGACUGAGGCAGCUCCGCCUUCUGUGUUUCUUGUCACUUCUGCUUCCUGGUUCUUUGGCCUCACGCCCACAUCUGCUCUGCUGGGGCAAGUGUUCCAAAGUUCUGUAGCUCCACCAGUAAGUGCCUGGAGGCACCCCACUCCUCCAGGAAGCCUCCUGUGCACAGGCAGUCAGCUCUCUCACUCCAUGGGUUGGCUCCAGUGCUGUCUGGUGCUAGCCUCCUGGUUCUGCUGCUGCCGGUCCUCUGCUGCUGUUUCCCUCCGUCUGUGCCUUCUCCAUUGUUAACAGUUCUCCUCGCUUUCUUCUGAGUCUUCUAUCCAUUCACAGUUUCAGAGCUGCUUCCAAACUUUAGGUAUCUGUUAGAGCAGCACCCCACCUUCUUGGUACCAAAUUCUGUUUUAGUUAUCUGUUGUUGUUAGGUGCCGUGGAGUUGGUUCUGACUCAUAGUGACCCCAUGCACAACAGAAUGAAACACUGCCCAAUCCUGUGCCAUCCUCACAAUCAUUGUUAUGCUUAAGCCCACUGUUGCAGCCACUGUGUCAGUCCAUCUUAAUGAGGGUCUUCCUCUUCUUGGCUGAUCCUCUACUUUACUAAGCAUGAUGUCCUUCUCCAGGGACUGAUCCCUCCUGACAACGUGUCCAAAGUAUGUAAGAUGUAGUCUCACCAUCUUUGCUUCUAAGGAGCACCCUGGCUGUACUUCUUCCAAGACAGAUUUGUUCGUUCUUUUUGGCAGUCCGUGGUAUACUCAGUAUUCUUCACCAAAACCACAAUUCAAAGGCAUCAGUCUUUCUUCGUUCUUCUUUAUUCAUCAUUCAGCUUUUGUAUGCAUAGGAGGUGAUUGAAAACAUCAUGGCUUGGGUUAGGCGCACCUUAGUCUUCAAGGUGACAUCUUUGCUUUUCAACACUUUAAAGAGGUCUUUUGAGCAGAUUUGCCCAAUGCAAUGUGUCUUUUGAUUACUUGACUGCUGCUUCCGGAGGUGUUAAUUGUGGAUCCAGGUAAAACGAAAUCCUUGACAACUUGAGUAUUUUCUUUAUCAUGAUGUUGCUUAUUGGUCCAGUUGUGAGGAUUUUUGUUUUCUAUAUGUUUUUUGGGGUGUAAACCGUACUUAAGGCUGUGGUCUUUGACCUUCAUCAGUAAGUGCUUCAAGUCCUCUUCACUUUUAGCAAGCAAGGUUGUGUUAACCUGCAUAAUGCAGGUUGUUAAUGAGUCUUCCUCCAAUCCUGAUGCCUCGUUCUUAUUCAUAUAGUCCAGUUGCUGAGAUUAUUUGCUCAGAGUACAGAUUGAAUAGGUAUGGUGAAAGGAUACAACCCUGUUAUCUAGUUAUCUAGUGCUGCUACAACAGAAAUACCACAAGUGGGUGGCUUUAACAAAGAAAUUUAUUUGCUCACAGUAACCACCAAAAAACCCAUUGCUGUCUAGUCAAUUCUGACUCAUAGCGACCCAAUAGGACGGAGUAGAACUGCCCCACAGGGUUUCCAAGGAAUGCCUGUUGGAUUCAAACUGCCUACCUUUUGGUUAGCAGCUGUAGCAUUUAACCACUCUGCCACCAGGGUUUCCCCUCACAGUAAAGUAGGCUAAAAGUCCAAAUUCAGGGCAUCAGCUCCAGGAGUAGCCUUUCUGUCAUUGUUGGCUCUGGAGGAAGGUCCUUCUCAUGAAUAUUCUCCUGGAUUAGGAGCUUCUUCGUGCAGGAACCUCAGGUCCAAAGGACCAGCUGUUCUCCUGGCUCUUGUUUCUUGGUGGUAUGAGGUCCCCCUGUCUUUCUGCUUGCUUCUGUCUUAUAUCUCCAAAGAAACCAGCUGAAAACACAAUCCAGUCCUAUAGAUUUAGUCCUGCUUCAUCAAUGCAACUGCUGUCCAUCCCCCCGCAUUAGCAUUAUAGAGGCAGGAUUUACAAAUAGAAAAUCACGGCAGAUGACAGAAUGAUGGGCAGUCACACAAUACCGGAAAUCAUGGCACAACCAAAUUGAUACACACAUUUUUGAGGACCACAGUUCAAUCCAUGACAGGGUGUAUACAAUUCUGAUCUCGUUAAUUCCUUGCUGAACAGCUUUCAUUGCUUUCCUACCAUCAUCAAGAUGAGAUCCAAACUCCUUAGCAGAGUAUCCAAGGCAUUCAUAAUCUGGUGCCUGCCCUUUCCCGUAUGUGUUCCUUAGGCUCUAGCAAUACCAAAACAUAUGCCGUUCUCUAAACAUGGUUUAUGCCUGGCAUAUAGUAGACGGUCAAGAAAUAUUUCUUGAAUGAAUGAAUAUAUUGCAGUUGUGCUUUUUUUUUUUUUUUACAUGCUAACAUGCUAAUUUUUAUUCCAUGGCUAACUCUUUCCUUUAAGACUCAGGCCAAGAAUCUUCUUUCAGGAGACCGUUUCUACUUUAUCUACUUGGUAAACAAAACAUUGAGGCCACAUCUCUGUUAUAAGAGCUGAUUUAUUCUUUUGUUUCUCUCGCUAGUUUGUGAGGUUCUUAAGGGCCAGGAACCAUGUCUUAUUCAUUUUAGCACUCCUAGCUGUGAACUUGUUCUUCGUAGGCAGUUUGUAUUUUCAGAAAGCCAGUGAAGUAGCUGUUGCUCUAACCGUAAUGUUAUAUAUUGAAUAGUCCUAAAUUUUUUAAUUUUGUUUCCUUGCCUUACCAAGGUGAAAAUUGCAUAGAAACUUGACUUAUGAAAUGAUCGGUAUGCUGAGAAUAUAUAACAGUCCUAAAUAGUAUAAUGUUUACUACUAUUAUAAUAAGUAUAAUAGCUUACUAUUAAAAUUAAGUAUACUAGCUUAUUCUGAGAUUGGGAUGUUGGGUAGCAAGAAUUACGGACUUCGCUUUAACUAAGUAGAAAAGGUUAUGUAAGUCUUACCCUUCUAGAUCAGACACUUGAGUUUGUACAGUUUAAACCGGUGACUCAUUUUACUGCUGCGUUCCUUCUUAAGAUGGAACUAUUGUUAGUACAGUUGCAUUUCCUAAUUUCCCCUCUCUUUUCAUCAGCGUUGCUUUUCUUUUCUAGUCUGAUGUCAAAAUCUGGGUAUUUCUUAGAAUUAAUGACUUAGUCAGUGGGUGAUACAUUAUUGUUCCCAUGAGAAGACUGUAUUUUAGAUGUUCUUCCUUUUUAAAGUCCAGAAUCUUAACCAUUUUACUGUAAGUUUUGAUUCCCUCUGUUCCUAAUUUUAGUUGUGAAAUCAUUUAGGUGAAACAAUAGUCAAGGUAAGUAUAAACAUACUAAAAAUAUGUUGGCUUUUUUGGGCAGGAAUCUAAGUACUAUGAAGAUUUAUUAUAUAAACAAUUGUGUGAAAAUCCAAAUUUAUUUAGAUAAAUUUUUAAAUUAAUAAAUUAGGUUUUGGGAUCGAGGACAUCUCUGAUCACUUUUUUUCCUAGUGCAGGCUACCUCCUGCAUGUCUGAGCUACCUGCCCACAGCAGAUCAGCUUUUUGGGAUUCACUCUUAGGAGAUAAUUCCACCUAUGUGGUCGUUAACUAGUUAUAUGACCUUGGGGAGUCUCGUCACUGCGGUUUUUAUAUUUCAGUUAUCUUAUCCUUGAAAGUAGAGGUUGAGUUAGAUAAUCUAUAAAGUUUUUCCUGUCUCUGAAAUUUAUGACUUGGUACUUAAGGUGAAUUGCCAUGGUGCUCACACUUGCAGUGCUUUUGCCCCCUCCGCCUCCCUGUCCCCCCCUUUUUUAAAGAGUAAUUUAACUAUACAGUGGGAGACUCUCUAUGCCUGGGAGAUUCUGAAUGCCUGGAUACAAAUGUACCCAAGUAUCCAAAUGCCUUCUAGUUCUUGUUUGUUAGAUAUGAACCAUUUUAUAAAAGUUAGUUUUUCAAAGGCUUUUUCAGGUAUAUCUAUAUUGAAAAAUCAUGUAUUAAUUUUUAGAAUUAAUUUUAUUAAUUUGGACUAUGGGUAUUAAAAAAUCUAUGGUUAACUUAAUCAUAAACUGGGCAGAAAGUUGCCUUUUGCAUAAUCCGUGUCAAAAAGAUCUGGCUAAACACUAUUCCACAUCAGUUAUAUCAUAUAUAAUAGCAUACUAAAUGAAAUAGCUAACAUAUAAAAAAGCUGGCAGUUUUAAAGAGUAGCACAAUUUGCGUAGAGACAAUUGUCUCUAGAUGUUUAAAGAAAGCUUGAAGUAAAGGAGAAAAAAAGGAACCGAGAGUAAUGACAAUUUCCAGCCUGAAAGAAUAGAGGUGUGUUUAGUUGGCAUAUGAGCAAGGGCUUAAGUCAGUACAAGCUUUAAUAUAUUUAUUAUUUUUAAUACAUUUAUUCUUUUGAGUAAAAUUUUGACAUGUAGGAACUUGAACCAUUUAUUGCCAAAAUUUGUAUAUUCUAUUCAAUGUAGUUAUAUCCCUACUGAUAAAUAGUGCAAGUAUAUUUGCGUAACAGCUCAAAUACAUACCACAGUGUAUUACAUAGAGGACGCAUACAAUGAGUAGGGAAUUGGUGAUUCUGCCAAGCCAGAAGUCCUGCGUCACCAUGUUACGGGCAUUCUGUUAGAAGGCUGUGAUGCUUCAAUAGGCCAUAAUGAGUGGAGGAAAAGAAGUUUUAGUGGGAAUUUUCUCUUAGCUGCUAAUGAAUGAACAGGGAGAAGAUUAUGAGUAGCCCUAUUUCCUGACCAAAAAGACACUUUUAAAUUGAUUAUGUAUCUUGUUAAUGCAAAGUCUAUGUCAGCUUUGCAAGUAGAGGGCUACCUUUUAUGUAGAUUUUAAAAAUCAAUUUUAGUACCUACAGUUUAUCAGAUAGCCCCUGCAUUUUUAGAUUUAUGAAAGGUUUUAGCCCAUUCUCCCCUCCUCAGUGAAUUAAAUUAAUUGCAGUUAAAUUAAAUGAAUUAAUUACAAUUAAAUUCCAGGUUACUUAACUUUUUAUUUAUCGGAGUUUCAGUGGAUAAGGAAAGAAGCCGUGUUAACAAUUUACUUCCCUUCUGAAUUUUGUCCUUAGUCUCAGGGCAAGGUACUCAAAAAGGAUAGCCUCCCUGAGGAUGACGGUACUUGGCAGGGGAUGGUAUGUCAUGACUAUUCUUGGAACUUGAGUUGGCUGUUUCUGUGCCUCUUUGGCAGAAGCCAGAAGGGUUGGGUUGGAUCUCUGGGCAUCUUUGGAAUAAUCAGGAUGCUUAGUGUAGCAGCCUCGCUUGUAACCAGGGCUCUGUCCUCUUAGUGUUUUUAAUCCUUAUUCUUGUCAGAAACAAGAACCUGCUCCUCACUAGUCCAUCUCUUCCUCUAGGCUAGGGUGUUAAAUUAAAGCUUAUUUUUCUGUUGAUUCACUUGCUCCUAAAUUGGCACAUCAGAAGCAGAAUUUUACUUCUCAUAAAUGCUCAACUGCCUGCAUUAUUUCUUAGGAUAGGAAAAUAUAACAAUAAUAAAAACUAAAACUGUUGCUAAUAACAGCUUUAUUACUUUUGUUUUCUUGAAUAGCAUUUGAAUAUGUCAGACAUUUGCCUUUAUCUCCCAAGGUGAGAUGCUCUUAGAACUCUAAGAAAUCUUUUAUGCAUAUAGGUAAUAAUGAUAAUUGAUUUUCGAUCAACUUCUUAUAACCUCUUUUGACUGUAGAGACUAUGGUAAGAAUAUGUGUAGCCUGUAAUCUCCUUUAUUAGUUUGCUUCAUCAUUCCCUUUCAUCAGCCUGUAAGUCUCACUGCCUGGGGCAUGAGCUCAUAUUCCCGUUUAUUAGACUUACAAGACAAUGGUAUGCCAGACAGUAGUAAAAACCUCCUGAGACAGAUCUCCUAGUCUGCUAGGAGACUAAAAUUAAAAGCUAGAUGUCUACUCCUUAAGGUCAUCCAUUUAAAUGCCCAGUUUCUAAAAGGAGAGCAGUCUUCCCCCUCCUCCCCGCAAAUCUACCCUCCAGGUAGCUAAUUUAUUUCUUUAAGGUAGCUUCAAACUGUACUCAUAGACUGACCUAAUAAAGCCACCAGAUGUUUACCAAGCUUUUACUAUUGUGAAAUAUUCUUGGCAGUGGAAGUCUAGGCUCUACCAGCUCCAGGUCACUGGUGGUGGCUUUUGUGUUCUGAGGCUGGGCUGGUAACAGAAGGCCCAUUCAAGGGAUCUGAGAAAUAAGAUAAAGGAGCUAGCUGGACAUCUGUCAGCCUGGCCUAACAUCCUGCCCCUCUUUAUUUUCUCUCUAGCACUGGCAUCCACAACUCCCUGUUUCCGCUGUGACCCUGUAUGUUUUCUACUUUGCCCAACUGUGCCAAAAAACAAACAAAAAAAACUACCUCUUAUCUUUUCUCCUCUCUUUGAAAUAAAAGGUGCUCUAAGAAAUUUCCCAGAGAGUAACAAAGGGUAAAAGACUAAGAGGAGGUCAAGGAAUUAGUUCCCUUUUAUAUUUCUCACCUUUUUCUUUUUGCUUAGAACAAUAGGAAAGCUAAGCAGGUAUAAAAAAAAGUUGUAGCUUUUAAGACUGCACUGUGGAGUGAAUGAACACACACACACAUAUUUAAAAGUAUUUCAAACUCAUUCCCAUGUGUACAUCCGGGUGCAAGGGUAGGAUCUAUAGAGUUAUCAGUGAAGAAUAUGAAAGAGGAACUAUAGUACUGGAAAGGUUUUGGGUUUAUCGUGAGUCUGCAGCUGUUGGAGGUGGGGAGAUCUCUCAUUCCUUUACCCAAGGUAUGGAGGUAGGACGAUAAUAACAUAUUGUAGGUAGAGAAGGUAGAUUGGAUCCACAAUCAAUGCCCAUGGAAAUAGAAGUCAAGAAAUCAAAUGAUGUAUUGCAAAUCUGGUGCAAAAGAGCUCUUUAAAGUGUUGAAAAGCAAAGAUGUCACUUUGAGAACUAAGGUGCACCUGACCCAAGCCAUGGUAUUUUCAAUUGCCUCAUUUGUACGCGAAAGUGUAAAUAAGGAAGACCGAAGAAGAAUUGAUACCUUUGAAUUAUGGUAUUGGCGAAGAAUAUUGAAUGUAUCGUGGACUGCCAGAAGAAGGAACAAGUCUGUCUUGGAAGAAGUAUAGCCAGAAUACUCCUUUGAAGCAAGGAGGGUGAGACUUCGUCUCAUAUACUUUGGACAUGUUAUCAGGAGGGACCAGUCCCUGGAGAACAACAUCAUGCUUGGUAAAGUAGAGGGUUAGCAAAGAAAAGGAAGACCAUCAAUGAGAUAGAUUGAUACAGUGGCUGCAACGAUGGGCUCAAGCAUAACAAUUGUUAGGAUGGCACAGGACUGGGCAGUGCUUCGUUCUGUUGUACAUAGGGUCACUAUGAGUCAGAACUGACUCAGUGGCAUCUAACAACAACAACAGAGGAAGUAGGGGAAUGAAAAUGUUCCCAGGGCCUGCAGAGUCCAAAAAAAACCCCAGCCUGUUGCCAUCCAGUUGAUUCCGACUCAUAGUGACCCUAUAGGACAGAGUAGAACUGCCCCACAGGGUUUCCAGGGACCAUCUGGUGGAUUCAAACUGCAGACCUUUUUGGUUAGCAGCCGUAGCUCUUAACCACUACGCCACCCGGGUUUCCAGAGCCUGAGCGAUUGGGUGUGGAAAAGUCAGAGGGAGACAAAAGAAGAGAGCCUGUUGGGAGUGAAGGGAGGCUUUUUAGCUGCUUAUAAGGCAUAUACAUAAAAAGUGGUGAUUCAACGGCACUGGGUACCUUUUUUUUUAAUCUGCUUACUUAAAAUUUGAUGUAUUUAUUAAUAAGGUAAAAUCCUAUUAAAAAUGCUAGUUUACUAGUGUAUUUAAAAUCAUUUUCCUUGCAAGAAGUAUCAUAUUUGAGUAUAAAAAAAGAAUUGUUCAGCUUUUUUAUAUCACAUAGCCAGUCAGUGUUCAAAUUUCAUUUUUUUUUUUGUUGAGUGUGUUUGAAUUAGUAUCCAGGUAAUUAGUAUCCACAUCACAAUGAUAUAUUUCAUAUUAAUGUGAUUGGGUACUGGGCUGGGUAAUGUAAUAUUUAACAGUAUGAUAUAUAAUGUAAUUGAUAUGUAUCUUAACUCUUUUUUGAUCUGUAGGUUCUCUACUCUUGAUACUAUUUUGAGCAAAGUAAAGGGCUAUGUUGUUUCUAAAAUGCCAUUAAAAAGCCAUUCUAGCUUCAAAAAUUUUUGCUAUGUCACUAUAAUUGUAUGAGCUAUUUCCUAGAACAUACGUCCCAAAUUAUUUUUCAUUGUGCUUUAGGUGAAGGUUGACAGAGCAAAUUGGUUUCUCAUUCAAUAGUUUAUAUACAGAUUGUUCCGUGACAUUGGUUGCAGUCCCCACAAUGUGUCAGGACUCUCCCCGUUACCACCCUAAGUUUCAAAAUAUUUCUCGAUGGCUUUGGAAGAAUCCUAAAACUGUUGUGUAAUGUAAAUACGCAUAUGUUUUUUUUUUUUAAUCUAAAAUUUUCUUUAUACGUUAUGAUUUUUAAUAGUUUUGAAAUGUCCAGACAGAGCUUGUUAUACCCAUACUUUACAAUGCACAGUCCUCUGUAAUAUUUUUGCUGGACAUUUAGAUACUUAAUUUAGUAUCUUCAGAAGACAUUUGCUUACUUUUAGGCCAGAUUUAAAACAGAGCUAGCCCAUGUGUAUUUAUAAUAAGUGAUAGGAUAACCGACCAUGGCAUAAUUUAAAAGCACCAGCAAUGUCUCCCUGCCUACUUGUUAAUGCUUAAAAUUCUUCCUUUGAGGCAUUUAUUAUUUUAUUUUGGGAGAGGGGGUGGCAUUUUUUUUUUUUCAGGUUUAAUUAAUACACUUCAUUUUUCUUGAAUAGAAACCACUGUGUAAUGGCCACUGCUGGAGCCUGGGUCCUCUGCUCAAAGACUCUGGUGUGGGUUUAUACAAGGUGUUCAGUGAAUUCCUGGGAGGCAGACUUGGUGAACAGAUCUCUUUCCAGAGGUCUGAGUACCAGAGGCAUUUGGUCCCUGAGUGGUGCAGUUAACACAUUUGACUACUAACCUAAAGGUUGAUGGUUCAAACCCACCCAGUGGUGCCGCAGAAGAAAAGUCCUGGCAACCUGCUUUCAUAAAUAUUAUAGCUGUGAAUACCCUAUGGAGCAGCUCUGCUCUAUAAACACAUGGGGUCAGAAUUGACUCGUCAACAGUUGGUUUUUUGAUUCUACAUUAUAACUACCACUGGUGUAGUACCAAAGAAGAAUAAUCUGAAAGGAUCUUGAAAUAUCCCUUCUUUUUUACAUCUGCACAAUGAGAUUUUCAUAUACUUCAGCCAAGAAACGAACCCUGGUGGCACAGUGAUUAAGUGCAUGGCUGCUAAGUCAAAGGUCUGCAGCUGGAACCCACCAGCCACUCCACAGAGAAGGAUGUGGCAGUCUGCUUCCGUGAAUAUCAGCCUUGGAAACCCUAUGGGGCAGUCCUACUCUGUCGUGUGAGGUUGCUUUGAAUCAAAAUCAGCUUGAUGGCAGUGGGUUUGGGUUUUUGUUUUUUGUUUUAGAGAUACAUACUUAAAGAUGUCUGGAAUUUGCUAGGAAUAAAUACAGAGGGAAAGAAGGAAGUAAAAUUAUAGAUGAAAUUUAAGAUUGGCCAUUACUUGAAUGGUUGUUGAAUUUUGUCAAAUGUUUUCCUGCGUAGAUUGAUGUUAUUCUGUGAUUUUUCUUCUUGAUAUGGUAGAUAACAUUGAUUUUUGAAAACUGAAGAAACCUUGCGUCUGUGAAAUAAACCCCACUUGGUCACAGUGUAUACUUUUUUGUAUAUUUUAAAGGUGAGGCUGAGAGUGUGUGUGGGAAGAGUGGAAGGCAGAUCUUUCCAGGAACACUUGGGAUUUGGGAGCUUCUUCUUUAUUCCAGUAGGUGGCGGUGUUAGAGAGGCACAGGAUUACUAGUUGCUGGUGGCAUUUAGGAUGUCCUCUUUACUCCUGGUUACAAUAUAGCAGCAAUUGAAAUGUAACUAUUAAUUGUUGGCAAUUUAUGUAGCUGAUUUGUUGAUUAAAUACUGAAUCAUAGGAUACAGAAUCUAGUAAUGUAUAGAAUAUGGAUUGUGGAGAUCCUCGCCCUUAAUGCUUUAAUAAUCCAGGAAAGAGAAAAACAUGGUAUUUGAAAUUCCGAGUCAUUAGUUGAAUAACCUUUAGUCAUUUAACUCUUGCUUUCCCUGUGAGGUUGACAGUACUAGCUUUUUAAAGGUUCAUUUCAUUGGAAAGGAUAAGCGUUUUAAAAAACUGUAAUAAUUACCUAUAUCAAAGUCAUUCUCUCUCUAAUUUGGUUACAUUAUAAUUUUAUGUUUCAACUUCAUGGAAGACUAUUUCAGUCCUGCUUUCCUGAAUUUUACCGUUACAAAAACCUAGAGUAGUGUCUGGCAGGUAGUAGAUGUUACAUAGUUAAAACAUUUUUUUGUUGUUAUUUUUGGGGAUUAUAUCACUAAUACCCAUUAUUUGUAGAUUUUACUAGUUCACUUUUCAUAAAGUACUCUCAUUUUUAGGUUCUUAGAUUUAAUUUAACUUUGUUUCUGCAUAUUAAAGAUUAGACUUUUGCUUUUAAAAUUUUUAACACUCAAAAGUAUUCCAUGCUAUCGUGGCACAUUUGUAACCUUUAUUAGACCAUAAAACCAAAAUACUAGUGAAGGCAUUCAUGUUCUGGCUUCUGCGCUUAUGAAUCAGAGUUAAACUAUUUCUUUGAGUUUGGAUUUGUGGUUUCUUGAACUAAUUUAAGUGACGUAAAAGAUGACUCUUACUAGGUGUGUCCUCUCUUUUUUAAAAGUGUAUUUGAUGUUUUAUUGUAAACAGGUUUCUCCAAGGAAACUUUACAGUCUCACCCUCCUCACCUCCUUAGGAAUGAAAGCCCAGCUAUACGUACUGAUUCCUACGUGUUUUAUUAUUAAACUCUUACUCAUGUGUGGGUUGUUUAUUUUAUUUAUUUUUUAAAAUAUUCCUGGAGUUCUUGAAGUAUUCUCUUUUCUGACUCAGUCUUCUGUUGAUUACGAGACAUUUUCCUUUAGGCCACUGUCCACUUACUUUGGGAACUGUGAAUGUUUACCUUCUAUUCGUUCCUUCUGGCCACUGGAGUGCAUGAGUAAAUGUCACAUGCAUGUGGUGUUGCCUGUCAGAGAGUGGAAUUCUAAGACUUCCUCUCUCCAUAGAACAGUUUAACUUUUGUGCUUCUGGGCAGAAGUAUGGUCCUUGGGACAGCCCUGCUUCCAUCUAACAGUUAUGGCCGGGAUCAGGACACAUCUCUUUGCUGCCUGUGUAGUGGGGCCUCAGAAUCAGCUCUACCCAACCUGACAGAUCACUUUGCCAGCUGUGUGGAGGAUGGAUUUGAGGGAGACAAGACUGGAGGCAGUAGUCCAGAAGCCUUGCACCGCCCCUAUGGUUGUGAUGUUGAAUCCCAGGCACUGAACGAAGCCAUCAGGUGGAGCUCCAAGGAGAACUUGCUCGGAGCCACUGAGAGUGACCCUAAUCUCUUUGUUGCACUUUAUGAUUUUGUAGCAAGUGGUGAUAACACACUAAGCAUCACUAAAGGUGAAAAGCUACGAGUCCUUGGUUACAACCAGAAUGGUGAGUGGAGUGAAGUUCGCUCUAAGAAUGGACAGGGUUGGGUGCCAAGCAACUAUAUCACCCCGGUGAACAGCCUGGAAAAACAUUCCUGGUACCACGGGCCUGUGUCCCGCAGUGCAGCGGAGUAUCUACUGAGCAGUCUAAUCAAUGGCAGUUUCCUGGUGCGAGAAAGUGAGAGCAGCCCUGGGCAGCUCUCUAUCUCGCUCAGGUAUGAGGGGCGUGUGUAUCACUACAGGAUCAAUACCACCACAGAUGGCAAGGUUUACGUGACUGCCGAAAGCCGCUUUAGCACCUUGGCAGAGCUUGUUCACCAUCACUCCACCGUGGCUGAUGGGCUGGUGACAACAUUACACUACCCAGCACCCAAGUGUAAUAAGCCUACUGUCUAUGGUGUGUCCCCCAUCCACGACAAAUGGGAAAUGGAACGAACAGAUAUUACCAUGAAGCACAAACUUGGGGGUGGUCAGUAUGGAGAGGUUUACGUUGGCAUCUGGAAGAAAUACAGCCUUACAGUUGCUGUGAAAACAUUGAAGGAGGAUACCAUGGAGGUAGAGGAGUUCCUGAAAGAAGCUGCAGUAAUGAAGGAAAUCAAGCAUCCUAAUCUGGUACAACUAUUAGGUGUGUGUACCUUGGAGCCACCGUUUUACAUCGUGACUGAGUACAUGCCGUACGGGAACCUGCUCGAUUAUCUCCGAGAGUGCAGUCGAGAAGAGGUGACUGCAGUUGUGCUGCUCUACAUGGCCACUCAGAUCUCUUCUGCAAUGGAGUACUUAGAAAAGAAGAACUUUAUCCAUAGAGAUCUUGCAGCUCGUAACUGCUUAGUGGGAGAAAACCAUGUGGUAAAAGUGGCUGACUUCGGCUUAAGUAGAUUGAUGACUGGAGAUACCUAUACUGCUCAUGCGGGAGCCAAAUUUCCUAUUAAGUGGACAGCACCAGAGAGUCUUGCCUACAAUACCUUCUCAAUCAAAUCUGAUGUUUGGGCUUUUGGGGUGCUCCUGUGGGAAAUUGCUACAUAUGGAAUGUCACCAUAUCCAGGUAUUGACCUGUCUCAGGUCUAUGAUCUACUAGAAAAAGGAUAUCGAAUGGAACAACCAGAAGGAUGCCCCCCUAAAGUUUAUGAACUUAUGAGAGCAUGCUGGAAGUGGAGCCCUGCCGACAGGCCUUCUUUUGCUGAGACGCAUCAAGCUUUUGAAACUAUGUUUCAUGACUCCAGUAUUUCUGAGGAGGUAGCUGAGGAACUUGGGAGAGCUGCCUCCUCCUCAUCUGUUGUUCCAUACCUGCCCCGAUUACCUAUACUUCCUUCCAAGACCCGGACACUGAAGAAACAGGUGGAGAACAAGGAGAACAUCGAAGGGGCACAAGAUGCCACAGAGAAUUCUGCCUCCACUUCUGCACCAGGUAUGGGUCCCACAGGGUUCAUUAGAAGUGCACAGGCCCCCAGUGGGUCCCCAGCACUGCCUCGAAAGCAAAGAGACAAGUCACCCAGCAGCCUCUUGGAAGAUGCCAAAGAGACAUGCUUCACCAGGGAUAGGAAAGGAGGCUUCUUCAGCUCCUUCAUGAAAAAGAGAAAUGCUCCCACACCCCCCAAACGCAGCAGCUCCUUCCGAGAAAUGGAGAAUCAGCCCCACAAGAAAUAUGAGCUCACGGGUAACUUCUCAUCUGUUGCUUCUCUACAGCAUGCUGACGGGUUCUCUUUCAUGGCUGCCCAGCAAGAGGCGAAUCUGGUGCCACCCAAGUGCUAUGGGGGGAGCUUUGCACAGAGGAACCUUUGUAAUGACGAUGGGGGUGGGGGUGGGGGCAGUGGCACUGCUGGGGGUGGGUGGUCUGGCAUCACAGGCUUCUUUACACCACGCUUAAUAAAAAAGACACUGGGCUUACGAGCAGGUAAACCCACAGCCAGUGAUGACACGUCCAAGCCUUUUCCAAGGUCAAACUCUACAUCUUCCAUGUCCUCAGGGCUUCCAGAGCAGGAUAGGAUGGCAAUGACUCUUCCCAGGAACUGCCAGAGGUCCAAACUUCAGCUGGAAAGGACAGUGUCCACCUCUUCUCAGCCAGAAGAGAAUGUGGGCAGGGCCAAUGACACACUUCCCAAAAAGUCAGAGGAAGGUGCUGCUCCAACCAGGGAGAGACCAAAAGCCAAACUUUUGCCCAGAGGAGCCACAGCUCUUCCUCUCAGAGCCCCCUCUGGGGAUCCAGCCAUCACAGAGAAGGACUCUCCAGGGCAGGGGGUGGCUGGAGUGGCAGUUGCCCCCAAGAGCAAGGAGAGGAAUGGUGGGGCACGACUCGGGAUGGCUGGAGUUCCAGAGGAUGGAGAGCAGCCAGGGUGGUCCUCUCCAGCCAAGGUGGCAACAGUCCUUCCAACCACUCACAACCACAAAGUGCCAGUCCUUAUCUCACCCACUCUGAAACACACUCCAGCUGAUGUGCAGCUCAUUGGCACAGACUCUCAGGGGAACAAGUUCAAGCUCUUAUCUGAGCAUCAGGUCACCACCUCUGGAGACAAGGACCGACCCCGACGGGUAAAACCAAAGUGUGCCCCACCCCCACCACCAGUCAUGAGACUACUGCAGCAUCCAUCCACAUGCUCAGAUCCUUCAGAAGAGCCAUCUGCCUCUUCUGCAGGACAGCCUACGACAGAAACCCAGGAAGGUGGGAAAAAGGCAGCAUCAGGGGCAAUGCCUGUAAGUGGGAAAGCUGGGAGGCCAGUGAUGCCUCCGCCUCAAGUGCCUCUGCCCACAUCUUCCAUCUCGCCAGCCAAAAUGGCCAACGGCACAGCUGGUACUAAAGUGGCUCUGAGAAAAACCAAACAGGCAACUGAGAAAAUCUCAGCAGACAAAAUCAGCAAAGAAGCCCUGCUGGAAUGUGCUGACCUACUGUCCAGUGCAAUCACGGAACCUGUGCCCAAUAGCCAGCUGGUGGACACUGGCCACCAGCUGCUCGACUACUGCUCAGGCUAUGUGGACUGCAUCCCUCAAACUCGCAACAAAUUUGCCUUCCGAGAGGCCGUGAGCAAACUGGAACUCAGCCUGCAGGAGCUGCAGGUGUCUUCAGCAGCUGCUGGUGUCCCCGGGGCAAACCCUGUCCUUAAUAACUUAUUGUCAUGUGUACAGGAGAUCAGUGAUGUGGUGCAGAGGUAGCCACUGUUAACCUAGUGGGGAGAUACACACAUUUCUGAGGGAGCGGGAAAGGGGACUUGUUUUCCUGUGUUCUUGUUUUCAAAAAAUGAAAGACUGAUACUUGAGUGUGUUUAUGUGAAGUACCUCAGAUCCCUGAGUUCUCACGUUUACAGGUUCAUCUCAAAUUUUUAACAAGAAGCAAACCACAUAAGUACAGGAAAGGAAAAUUGGAUGGAGGCAGGGCAGUAGUUGCCAGGGUUGGAAGCUGCGCUGCAGAAUCAGGGAACAUGUGUAUGUCAUGCCAUAAAAAAAGAAAUCCAGCCCAUUCCUACCUGGAAUGACACGAGGUGGCUAGACGGAGCUGAGUUCAACAAGGCUGCAGUACCAACUCUGCAUCACACAAAGGGGAGUUGGCCUGGGGGUCCAGUAGGUACUAACGGUGAUUAUGUGCCAGCUCACCUAGUGAAUUUAUUAGGUCAGAAGAAAGGAAUGCUGGGAAUGUACCGAAAGAAGUUUUGUUCAAGUCUAUUGGAAGCAGCUGUUGGUCUUGCUGCUACAAGGUCAUUGCUGCUAGUAAGAACUGCAAAUCAAAUUGUUAAGAUAUGCAACUGGGAAACAUUAGUACAGUCAGUAAAGAAUGCUGGAAGGUUCGGUCGGGGAGAUUUAAAACCUCCCCACUAAAGUCCUAGAUUAGCAGAAGUCACUUCUUCUAGUCUAUUACUUCUUAAUGAACCAGGAUCGGCUUUCUGCUUGUGGGUGCCCAUCUGUAAACCAUAGGCGCAGGGGUCUCGGCUCUUCUUAAUGGUUCUUCUUUACCCCUUGCUGGGUAGGCUGUCUUCCUUUACUCCUGGCAGCAUUCGGGGCAUUAACCAACAUUAACUUUGAAAUUGUAAUCACAUACAGGUUCUCACAAGGGCAUGCUUUUCUGCAACAGUGUUCUCGCAUACCGACAUACUGGCCAAGAACUUGAGCAGCUGUAUACGUAUCAACUAAAAUUACCAGGGAGGGGUCCUCUUGUUGAAACCUAAACGGCUAGGCUCGGAGGCCUGGGACUGAGAGAAGAAGCUGGUUUGGUCCUAAUGGCUGUUUCUCUUUACCUUUCCCCUGUCAUCACUUUAGGGCCAAUCUAGAUCAAGUGUAGGGAGAGGCGUUUUCUCUUCCUGGAUUUCAAACGAAAUUACCCAAAGUCAUUCUCACAUGCUUUUCUCCUCUGACAUUCCCCUUCCCCAUCAUUGUGCUUGUUUGUAAAGAUCAUAUUGGGAAUAUUCUUUAUUUAUUUUGUAAUUCACCUCUAUUUUAACAGUGCAUAACUGAAGGAGCAGCAUUUCCAGAAAGCACCAACUAGACCCUGGAAACGCAGCGAUUUAGCCUUCAAAUUAUGUCUUGCCCUUGGAAAAUAGGCCUUUUCUGUCCCUUCUCAUUUCUAAUUAUAGAGCUAAUUAGAAUCACAUGGAACCAAGUCUAAUGGUUAGAUAUUAAUAUUCCUAGUAGUAGGCCUAAUUCUAGUUGCCAUUUCAUUCUCAAAGCUUUAUGAGACCCUCCGCCCAAAGAAAACUCAAUAUACAAUAUCUUAAUUUUUUCCUCCCAAAGGAAUAUUAGCUUAGGAAGAUAGGAAUUCAACAUUGAUGAACAGUGAGUUUUCUCCCUGGCUCUGUCAUUGAUCCACUGUCAAGCCUCAUCUCUUAAUAUCUUAAGUGAAAGUAAUGAUACAUGUUCUCAAGGGUGUUUUGUAAGUAAGUAAGUGCAUUGCUAUCCCUAUGAGAGCCUCUCUGGAAAGCUCCGUAGUGCAGUCCUGUUAUGUUGAAUGGUUUUUCAUUCUCUUCUUUGCUCAGUAGCAGGCAUUAGUGAAAUUUAGAACUGCUGAGAUAAUAUUAAUUAGGCUAGAAUGCCCUAUGGAGCAGCAGUUCUACUCUGGAUGAGGUCACCAUGAGUCAGAAUCGACUCAGUUGCAACUAACAACAACAACUAAGGGAAAACUGUGUUUUGGAUAGAGUUUGGUGCCUUUGACCAAUGAGGAAAUUUAGUUUUCAUUAGAAAGAAAGGUAAGCUUGAUUUUUAUCCUUGCUGCUGUAAAGGAGGUCCAGGCUAAGAGAAGGGUAAGAAGGGAAGAGGCAGUACUGGGCAUUUCUUGCAGGUGUUGGCUGAUCCCUGUCAAUAUGUUAUGUACAGACACAGCACAGCACUAGUGGUCAGGUUAAAUCCCUUUAGGUUGGAAGAGAAAAUAAGAGUUCCCCUUAACCAAUCCUCCUCCUGCCGUAUUCCCUGCCAUUCCAUCUCAUCAUACACUUCAGUAAACUUGAAACAGUUUUAGCAGUUAGCCUUUUAAGGAUGGGGAGGGGAAAGCUAAAACUUUAGAAUAUUAAUAUGCUGCUGUUUACGUUUAUCCCUGUCAUUGUGGGAUGCAAGUUGAGGGAUUAUAAUUGUUUUUCAGGGGAUUUUUCUUUUUUUUUUUUUUUUUAAAGCAAGGAACCUGUUUUUCCUUGAGAGCUCUGAAAAUAAGCUGUGGAGAAACACUACUGAGUAUAUUUAAGCUCCCUGAUUUUCUCACCGAAGAACAGUCUUAAGGAGUGGGGGCUGUGUCUUACUCAGGGGCAGCACCUGGCUCUGUCUUGCCUACAGUGGGUGCUCAAUAAAUUAAAGAAUUUAAUUGAUUUUCUCAACACAGUCAAGAGUAGCAUUGACUGCCGUAGCGCACCGCAUCCUGCACGAUGCUUCAACUGUGCAACUUCAGGGGUUUGAGGGCUCAGGGUUCAGGUUAAAGAGGCACUGUCAACUUACUAUAAAAUAUAAUUUGGGCUUUUCCUUUUUCUACUUGAAAAGGACCAACUAAAAAGACCUUAUGUAAAUUAAAAGGUUUCAAUUCAAAGCAGAAAAAACUGCUUCUAGAAACUAAAAACGUAGUUUAAUUCUAUCUAGCCUAAAAGCAAAGCAGAUAGCAGAUGGGGGGAAAAAAAAACCCUUUUAACAAGGUAUCGACUUAUCAACUAUCUCACUAUCUGACAUUUCGCAUUUGUGGCGAUAGUAAAAAAUCUACUGACUAUUUUGCACGUUAAUGACGUAUGUCUGGCAGUGACAAAUGCUGAGGUGCAAGGUGAGGGUAAUACUGGCUGUGAAUUAAGGUUAUGUGUCAACUUGGCUUGGCCAUGAUUCUCAGUAGUUUGGUAGUUAUGACAUGAUGUAAUUUGGCAGUUAUGUAAUGAUGUAGUUACUCUCCAUUUUGUGACCUGAUGUGGUCAUCCUCCAUUUUCACAUCAUGCCGAUUUUUGGAUAACAUCCUCGUGUUUGAAACCUAACCAUGUCAAUAAGUGAGGAGCGAGUGUAUUGAAAAUUUCGCAAAGUGGUUAUAUAUGCAUACCUUUGGGCUACCACAGCUUGAAUCCUUUUGUGUACAGGUAAUAAUGAUUUCAGUUCAGAUUUCCUACUUUACAAUGCAGUGUUUUGUGUAGAAUACAUCUUGUUUGUGCUUCACAUAAAGUAUUUUCUUCAAAGGCUUAGUGUAAAAUUAAAAUGGAUAUAUUUUCCUACAGACUUCCAUCAUAAUUUUCAGUGAUACAGCCUAAAAAAGAAACUGGCCGUAAGAAAUUGAUUCAGUGUUUUUCCAGAUGACCUCUAUACACAGAGGUCAUUAUAGUAGAGACCCUUUCCCAGCUGUAUUUUAGGGUUUAAAUUAGAAAUUUGCUUACAGUUCAGUUGAAAUAUGGCUACAAAAGUAGUUCCCAGUUAAUGAAACAUUCUGACUUUGCUAAGGUACAGCCCAUAUUUACUCAACUAAAAAUCAUGAAGUUUUUGAGUUUAAAAGAUGCAGUAUAGAUAGUGGUUAAGAGUUCAGACUCUAAAACCUAAAAGGCAAGUCAUUUUACCCUUCUAAGCCUCACUUUCCUCAUUAUAAAACAGGGAUAAUAAUAGUAACUACCUCAUAGGGUUGUUAUAAGGAUUAAGUGAGAUAAUGUGUGUAAGAUACUUAGCUCAAGUGCCUGGGCACACAGUGAGCACUUCAUAAUGUCAACUCCUCCUCUUGCUGUUCCUGUUAUAGCACCUAGUGGCUCUCAGCAAGGAGUGUGCUGACAGAAUCCCCUAGGGGGCUUUGAAAAACUGAUCAUUGGCCUCACGCCAGAUCAGAAUUCCCAAGAGGGUGGGGUCUCAACUAACGUGUUUUUGAGAAUCUCCCCAGGUAUUUCUUAAACCCAUCACUAUCUAAGAACUGUCAAUACCCCAGCCCUUCUCUUUACAGAUUACGAAACUGGAGGAGACGAUGGUAAAGUUACUUGCCGGUUAUUUCACAGCAGUAAAUUAGUGACAGAGCCAGGGCUAGAAUUUGGGUCUCUUGACUCCCUGGUCAUGGGGUCUUUCUACCAUUUCUGCUGCCUCGUGAGUCACUACAAAAAAAGUGGCUCAGAUAGACAAUCAGUCCGCACAGUGCUGCACACUCUCUUAAAGCACAGGCUCCCAGCAUUCCAGCAAAUCUGCACCAAGCAGUAAGGAAAUACCAACUAAAUUUUUUGUUUUUAAACUACUCCUACAUUCCUUUUUAUUUAAAAAAAAAAAAAAAAUGUUCAGUACCAUUUCAAUGACUGAGAUAAUGUAUAUGAAAGCACUUUGAGAAAAUAUCAGAAGUAAUAUAACUCUAAAGGUGUGUUAUUAAUGUCUGUUUAGACGAGAAAAUAAUUGGUUAGAUGCUGAUUAACCUAAACGCUCUUACCUGAGAGAGACCUGAAAAUGCAAAUGUAUAAACAAUCACCUCUGUAAUUGAUUAUAAAUAUGAAACCCUAAACGAAUGUAUGCUGUUGUGGCAAGUGUCUUGCUACGCUUGUAGUUCAGAGCUGAGUAACUUCAGAAAUCCAGGACCAACUUUUUGGUUUCAGUGAUUUCAGAAUACAGAAGCUCUUCCAGGGACUUUGCCCCGAGAAGGAUGGGGCCCUUUUACUCACCAACAUUUUUGUCCAUCCCCUGCUCAGCCGGUGAGAAAGAUGUGGCAGUCUGCUUCCAUAAAGAUUACAGCCUUGGAAACCCUAUGGGGCAGUCCUACUCUGUUCCUACAGGGUCACUAUGAGUCGGAAUCGACUUGACAGCAGUGGGUUUGGUUUCGGUUUUCUCAGCCCCUGAGUCGUCUAAAUGUGGCGGGAGCAGACUUGUUUCCUAUUGAUGUUGACUGUCUUUUUUAACCUAUGUCCUGCAUGGUGUUUUUGUUUUUGUCUUUUUUUGUGUGUGUGUGGUGGGGGUGUGGUGAGAGAUGGCUGUAGAACCAGUGCACUCUGGGAAUUUCCUACCAGUUAUAAAUGAGCUUGACAUCAUCUAUUUUCAUUUUUAAAAAGAAGAGUAGCUGAAUGUAACCCAUCCAUUAGAUUAUAAAAUAUCCAGGAGUAAAUUGCACUGGAGGCCACUUUCAAGCUAGCUGUACUGCACUCUAACCUCUCCCACUCCCUUUCAUUUUUGCUACUGAUGGCAUUAAUCCUCUCAGGCCGUGCCCCACCGGAGUUCACAUUGGGUUGACAGGGUUAUCUAUGUUUUUGUUGGUGAUUUUGGGGUUUCAUCAUCUUGCUUGCAUUAACUUACUCCAGUUGGGUUGGGCGUCCAGUUUCUUUGUUAUGACCAGUCCUCUUUAUGUAAGUGUUUUUCUGGGCCUAAGUUUCCUCUCGUGUGUGUUGAUAGACUUCAGCUGUCUGUAUCUCUUAGUUUCUGUCAAGCUAGUAGCUGUGCAAAUGCCUGCUUCAGUUUCGGGUAUGGCCGCAUGUGAGAGACAUAGGGGAAGGGAGCCUCGAGGGAGCCUCUACCUUCCAUGUGACAACCAGGGAAAUUGCUGCUAGCCUUAGCCUCACUGGUCAGAGAGAGCCUCGGGCUGCUUCUGAGUCUCCCACUCUUAACAGAAUAUUUAUACCUUUGGAUAGAGUUCCAACUAUCGGGCUUUUAAAAAUCGAAAGCAAGGGUUGUUUUUCUGGCAAGCCAAUAGUGCCUGGAGCAGCAGUUACAGCUCCCUGCUGUGUUACACCACAACUUCAGUUCACCCUCCAGGGUCUGAAUUUCACUGCCAUUCCCUCCACUCUGGUAUUCAGGGCAGCAUGGGUGGAUUUCAGGGCUGAAGAAUGGGCUGCACCCUGCUCUUUCUCUUCCCCAGAGUAUCCACCGAGGUGACUGAUUAUCUUAGCUCCAGCCUGCCCGUUGUCAAGUUUACUACAGUGUUGGAAGGUUGAGUCUCUGCUCUGGGCUGCUGCUUUUUGUGCCACCCAAGUGACUUGUAUGUUCUGUCCUGAGUGUGUGAAAGAUGACAUUGCCUUCAUUUCUGAUUCAGUAUCUUAGAUUCAGAGAAUGGGAAAUCGGUGAAGGCUCUCUGAUCCCCUGCUUCUCCCCAUGUGAUGAGACCUGUGAAGGGUCAUCUUGACCCUAGGGUGACUAGAAUGGCAGAGAUCACCCCUAGGGAAUGGUGCCUUUCAAGACGAGUUUCACGAGUCUUGCAGUGGAAAAAACCUGUCAGCAGGGUUGAUUUUGCACAAUUAUUGAACUGGUAGAACUGAUCUUUGUAGGUGGCAGUGGCUCAAAAGCCAAGUCAGCGAGCAUUCCCUGCUGUAGGUGUUUUGCCCACACAGGGUGCUGAUUUGGGAGACUGCUGCACUUUCUCUAUUCCACUUGAUGAGCUGGGGAAGGACCCUGUAACUGCACCCUUCCCUCUCCAUCCAGGUGCACUUCCUUGCUCCUGUGUUCACCUAUAUAUUUGAAAUUUCUUAUCUCUUCUAGAAAAAUUGUAUCCUUUAACCUCCCCAUUGCUGAGGGACCCAAACACAGUAGCAAAGCCCAUGUUAACUCAGCCAGAGGUAACAGAUGGUGUAUUGAGUGGGUCAUCAAAUCCAUAGACCAUCUAAAUGGAAACUAUAUCUACUUUGAGUUAAGUUACAAGAGUUAGCACAGAAUUGCCCUAAGACCACACCAUCUUCAGGGCAGAAUUGUAAUACACGUCCUCUGUGUCUUUUCUAAAGAGAUUCUUUCUUCAUCCCUGUACUCCUAACAGCACGUUUCAGGGUCCUGCAUGCCACUGCAAGCUACUGAGCUAUAUACACAGUGCUCGAGGUCUCUGAACAUGCUAGUUAGCCCUUUAACCCAUAGUGGAGGUGAACUGUCGAAUGCUAGCAGGCUUUAAGAAAAGAAGUACAGGGAGUUUGUGAGAUUGGAACUUGCUUAGAUUUGCUUCUAAGCCUCAGGAUAGAAGUUUUAAAUCAUGUAAUUAAGCAGCAUAAACUUUGGUUGGAGAAUGAGACUUCUGGUUAAAGCAUUUUCACAUAUAUGGACAUUUAACUUUCAGCAAUUAUAACACGAUAAAAAUGGCAUACAGAUAUGCCAAAUAUAUUCUUUGAUAGAGAAGGUAUUGCCAGAUCCUGCAAUGCUUUGGGGUCAUCAGUGGUGAACCCCAAAUACUGUUCUGUACAAUUCAGAAGUACCAUACCACAUGUUGUAGGUGGAAAGAAUGCCAAUAGACAGAUGUUUUUGGUAGGUAAGGACCAGGAUAAACAGCUGUCUUCUACUUUGACAAGUCAUUUUUCACUGUGGCCACUGUUCUUGGACUUCAUUAUAAGAGGAAUUUUCCGAGAUCUUGAGAAAUCACGUUGAUUAGGCUGAUUGUCUUUCAGGGAAAUUAGUAUUCAGAAACCAGAAAGGACAAUGAGGUAGCUCUUUGGGCGUACGUUGGAAAACCCUCAUAUCUCAGACAUAUAGAGGGAACAUGCUUAUGUCCAUAAGCAUACAUGAACUAUUUUCGUGCCCAUUAAGGAGGGGAGUAAGUGAAAUAGGAGCAAAUCAGAUUUUUCCCGGUGGUGAAUAGCAGCAGUGCCAUGGGUGGUGUGUUUGGCGUGAACAGGCAGAAAGAGCUGCUGACAUACUCAGACCCCCCCCACCCCCACCCUGCACUUUUCCUUCUUUGCAGUCUGGUUCUGUAAUGACUAUCAGUGGAGAACCCGUUUUAUCCUCACUUGGUUGAAAACGAGUUUGAAUAUUUCAUGGUGGUUGACAGAACUGUGUCCGAAAACAUAACACUGAUCCAGAUUUUUUAAAACUUGUUUAAUGUUUAUACCAAAGGUCACGCUCUGCAGGUGUACAUGUGGUGCACAGAGGGUGAGAGCUGGAGGGCCCGGGGCUGUGUGCACGACUGAGGGGUUCCAGUGAGACAAUAUGGGAUUUAACUGAAAACACAUCAAUCAUGAGUCACACUACCAGUGUUGUCAGGUAUUUGUUCUAAUUGUUAUUGUAAUAUAUUUUCAGUUGUUUUGUUUUUCUAAUUUAAUUCUCUCACUCUGUUGUCUGACUGUGAAGUGCUAACAGUGUUAAACUUGAUGUAAAUAAAUGAGGCCCUUGAACGGGACUGCUGUCUGCCUGUUGUCUCACAAGGUUUGCCAACUUGUGUUUUGUUUUAAAUAAAGGUUGCAAUAUUUUAUCGGCAAAGUAGGCUUAAGAUUGGAAUGUUACUCCCAUAAUUUUAAUUGAUAGGGAAUCUAAGCGUAAUUUAUCUCUCUCUGUAUAAAGUGGAUGUCUAGAAGGUAAAGAAGUUGAUUUUAGAAGCAUCUCUGUGGCACAUUCUUUAGAAGGACCUCUGUGGGGUGACUGCUCGUCCUUUGAUGGAUUAUAUUUUUUUGAAGUAGCUGAAAAGCAUCAUCUGGAGCCCAGGUUGGUACAUAAGGUGGGUAGUGUGUGUGUAUAUGUGUGUGUUUAUUCAACGUGAGGUGACUGCAAAAUGAUUCUCUUUUAAAAUCAAUUCUGAGGACAAUUCCAAAUAAGCUCUAAAAAUGUUUUGAGCCAAUGUAGCAUUAAUAGAGUAAGAAUAAAACCUCACAAAGGAAUAUUCUAGUUUGACAUGGCCUUCAGUUUUUUAAAAAAUGAAUCAUUGCUUUUAGAAGUAAUCUUAAUUAGGUAUGAAUAGAAUAUAUAUAACGAGCCCUGGUGGCUCACUGGUUAAGAGCUCGGCUGCUAACCAAAAGGUCAGCAGUUCAAAUCCACCAGCUGCUCCUUGGAAACCCUACUCUGUCCUGUAGGGUCCCUAAGUCAGAACUGACUCGACGGCAGUGGGUUAAGAAUACACAUAAUGGGAUACAUGUGGGCCCAGUUUGAGCAGCUGUUAAAAAUUGGCUUAUACAUCUCCUCACAUUCCACCUUCAAUCCUUUUUUCCUACCCAUUUUUGGUUUAGGAAGUCUUGUUUCUAGAAUCUUCCUAAAAGAAUUCCCCAUUAUUUUCCCCCUCUUUGUAUUAUGUAUAUUUUCCACACCUAUGGCUAUGGUAUUUGUGAGGAAAUCCAUCCUAGAAACCAGUCUUUAAAGCAUGGUGGUCAGGAGCUCAGGAGUUGGAGUCAGACUGCCUGGGUUGAAUCCCCACUCUUCUUAUUUGUGAUGAAAUUGAUGCCUAAGUCAUGGUGUUAAAGAUUACACAAGAUGAUGGCUGUAAAGUGCUCAGCAUAGUGUAUGGCAGAUGGUAAGUUCUCAAAUGUUAGAUAUCUCAAAUUAGUUAGGAACCUUCAGACAACCAGGGUUCCAAGAGCUAGACAUGGAAGAAAAGUCCCAGCCUUGGCUUUGAGUAUGCUGCCAAAGGGGACAGCAGUUUUAUUAGAUUUUUAUUCUUUCUUAAAACACCUAAAGGACCAUUUCCUGCACACUUUCUAAAGAUUACUCAUUUCAUCCUCACAAUCCUAGGUAGGUAUUGUGCCCAUUUUUACCGAAGUGGGAGCUAAGGUUACCCUGAGCAUGAAUAGCUUUCCCGUGGUCUCGCCGUGGUAAGUAGAGGAGCACUGAUUCCAGCCCAGUGUGGCUGCAGAGCAUGCGCUCAGACCCACGAUGGUCUGCUGCCUGUCUUAGUUCCUGAGGUGAGAGAUCAGAUCCUUUAUUUAUGACAUCAGACAUACGUAGGCAGUGAUAAAAGAAUAAUGCUAUCUGUUCUAUAUACCUUGAAGUAUGCAUAUACAGAGUUUAGAGCUGGGUAUGUAACAGGAUCUGGUGGCCUGUGUAUUCUUUCCAAGAUGGUCUAGACUGAGAGCUAUUAGUCCAAACAGGCCCUCAUGUUCUUGUGCAGUUAUUUUUGUCCCAUAAGUGGUAUGAAACUAAACCCGCUGCUGUCGGGUCGAUUCCGGCUCACAGCGACCCUAUAGGACAGCGUAGAACUGCCCCAUAGAGUUUCCAAGGAGCGCCUGGCGGAUUUGAACUGCCAACCUCUUGGUUAACAGCUGUAGCACUUAACCACUAUGCCACCAGGGUUUCCGGUAUGACAUUAAGUUCCUUUAGUUCAUUUAUUUCAAUAUUUAUUGAGUACCAAAUGCAGUUCGGGCUAGGUACUCCCUAAGCUUGGGGCUGUUAUUUGAGUUGAUGAGCAUUACAUGGGGAAGUGACAGCAAUGUUCCAUUUUAUGAAGGCUAAAGGUGAGAGGGUCAGGAGGGUUUUAAAGAAGAGGGACACUUGAAAUGACAAAUACAUGAGGGAAGACGUGUGUGUCAUUCCAGAACUGGGGUAGAGAGGCGGGACCCAGAGAAGGGCAAGAACACUUACUGAGCCCCUCCUACAUUGUGUCUAGGCACAAUGCUAGAGACUUUACACGUUGCCAUUUAAUCCUUAAAGCUGGGAGUACAGGCGUAAAUGUUCAUAUGUAAGAGUAAUAUGCUGUGGGAGCCUCUUUGAAUAAGAGGUUGUUGUAACUCAGCUGAUAAGGUCCCAAAGCAAACUAAAAAUAAAUUGGCAGACCAGUCAGUCACCUUGUCCGUUCCUUGAGUGCCAACAUCCGCCCUUUGUACCUGGCAUUUGAAAUAUUGCUGGGUGAGCAUGGUUACUAGUGUGUCAGUAAGAAAGUAGGCCAAGGGUCUUAGAAAAAUACAAAAUUUUAAUCUUUACAUAUGAAAUAGUUAUGUCUAGGCCCCUAAUUUAAAACUUUUUUUUUUUAAUCUGUAAGCAGAACAAGCCUUAGCUGUGAUUUAAAAAAAAAACAAAAACCCAUAUUCUGUGCACCUUAUCCCCCAGCCUGAAGCCCUUUGCUGACCUUCUGUUCAUAAGCAGAAACCGUUCAGCUUUCCUCUGGGAAUGAGAACUGAAAGCUAACCCACCUGGUCUGCAAACCUAGGGUAAUUCCUAUCCUUGGGUCCAGAGGACUUCAUUUUUCCCUUCUCUGUAAAUGGAAGAGCCUGCACCCUCUGAGACCCAACUCCCAAGUAUAAGCAUCUGCCUGGAAGAAUUGAGAUGCUAAGGAGACCAUCCAUAGAAUCCUAACAGCCCUAGGGAUUUGUCUCUCACAUGCCUUUCUCCAACCACCUGGCCCACUUUUUAGAAUGCGGGUCUUUAAGGCACCAAGUGAUUUUAGGAAUUGGCUCUGGUUCAGAUUUAAGGCCUUCGUUUUCCAUACCACUUACGUGUUAGGGAUGCGCUGGAUGCCAGCCUACUCUUCCCACCCCAUAUAGUCCCUGACAGUGCUCCGACAGGCCCCGGGGUCCUGUUAGUGGAAGGAAGCCAGCUUCAGGAAGUAUUCACGUAGGCCUCAAGGCAGGAAGUAGUUAAUUCUCUGGGAAAUAGAUUUGCACCCCUGAGAAGAGAAGAGCUGUUCCUCCUUGGGGACAUAUGUCAUCAUCUUGGCAAUUUCAUCCAGUGCCUCUUCUGUAUACAGGAGUUCCUGGCUCAGGAAAGCAUCACGUGCACACAGCCUCACGUGACGGUAUUCCAGUGGCAGGAAGGGGACGAAGAAGUCAAUCAGGUUCUCUUUCAAGAGACGGCUGUGGCCAAAGCCACUGUCUGAAAUCAAGAGCCAAAGUUACAUGCAGUCUGACCUUGAGUGCUGAACCCACCUGAGUGUUAAGGUGCCCUAAGGCCAGGGCAAGGUUUGAUCUCAUAUGCCAACUCCAGUAGAGCUGUCUGAGGUGUGUCAAGAAGAACUAUGUCUCCUCUGAGGGAAGGCAUGCCCUGAUAACUAUGAAUGUACACCACAGGUGAAGCAGGGAGGAUGGUGGCAUGAUUGCCAGGUUUAAGGUUUGGGUUGAUGGUAACAAAAGGUGGAGUGAUCCUACCUCUGACCGGAGGCUAGAGAAGUGAGGGUCUCAAUGUGAGACUUCUCUUAACAGGCUUUAGAUUCCACUGCCUGUAUUUCUAGGGCCAAUGCAAUGUACUCUCUUUAGAAGCAUUUUCAGAAAAGGAGUUCAGGCCUUCUUGGAAAAGCCAAGCCUGGGCAACAGAGUUUGUGCCUACCCAAAGCUGACAAUGUGAGAUAUGGUAUGUCCUUUGUGGUCAUACCAUAUCAUAAACACACAUUCUAACACAUACACUUUACCAUAUUUUUACACAAAUAACAUCUGCCUUCCGUGUUUGCUUGCUGGCUACGCCCUCCCCCUCGAAGUAUUUUCAUAAGCUCACUAUGCUAAUUUUUUUUUUUACAGCAGCAUGUCAAAGAGGAUUGGCAAGGCAGCGCUUGUGAAUGUGCCUUGAUGAGGAGGGCAUGGCCAGCAAACAAACAUAGAAGGCAUCCAUUAUUUGCAUAAAAAUACAGUACUCCCACUAUGGCUUUCCACAGAGCUUUAGUUUCUGCCUGGCUGGGAAUUUGGUACCUGUGGACUCCACAAUCUCAGCCUGGAGGUGUGGCUCCAAGUGUUCCAUCGUAAUUUCUUCCCGGGACCAUCCAGCCUUAAGCAAAUUCAGGACCACCUCAUUGAUGAUAUUGCCCCCAAGGUUACUGA